This is a messenger RNA of Acanthosepion pharaonis, 732 nucleotides long. The record is from the annotation of a GenBank genome assembly. Lineage: Eukaryota; Metazoa; Mollusca; Cephalopoda; Sepiida; Sepiidae.
AUGCAUCCAAAAUUGUUUGCUGUUUUUGUCCUCUCUCUCUCUCUUUCUCACUCUCUGUGUCUCUUUCUUUCUCUCUCUUUCUUUCUCUCUGAUUCUCUAUCUCUUUCUUUCACUCUCUUUCUCUCUCUCGCUCUCUCUCUCUUUCUCUCUUUCUCUCUCUCUCUCUUUAGCUUUUUCAUUAAUUUCUCCCACCUUUCCAUUUUUCUUCUCACUUCUCUCCUUCAUUUCUAUUUUCUUCCCCUCUACUUUUCCUCUCUUUCACUCUCUAUUUCCUUAUGCUCAUUAUUUCCUUCUUGCCGCUUUUUUCUUUCCACCGCACGUUCUUUUCUUCUCCCCCUCUCUUUUUUCUAUCUUUCUCUCCCUCCCUCUCUAUCUUUUUCUCUCUCUCUCUCACACACACCUACUCAUUUCACAUACCUCCCCUGUUUUAGUACUUCUCCUUUCUUCCUCUUUUAUGAUCCGCUUCCUCUGAGGUCGCAAAGUAUUCGAUCCAUUCAUACAACAACAAAGCCUCUUUAUUUGAAUUUAUAUUCUACCUGCCCACUGGUUGCUUUCAUUCUCUCUCUCUCUCCUUUUAAUUCUCUCUCUCUCUCUCUCUCUCUCUCUCUCUCUCUUUCCCUUUUUUUUUCCUCCUGCUUUCCCACUCGAAAUUUCACUCAACCACACUGUGUGAGGCGCCGUACCAUUUUUAUGGAUCCUACCGACAAUAAAAAUGGUAAACCCCCAGGAUAA